Messenger RNA from Acanthopagrus latus (yellowfin seabream), 1705 nucleotides. RefSeq names its product DNA replication and sister chromatid cohesion 1 (gene dscc1). NCBI's taxonomy places the organism in Eukaryota, Metazoa, Chordata, Actinopteri, Spariformes, Sparidae. The transcript is spliced from 9 exons. The record is from RefSeq and is a predicted model, not a curated record. Gene Ontology annotation, cellular component: Ctf18 RFC-like complex; chromosome, centromeric region; nucleus. Gene Ontology annotation, biological process: mitotic sister chromatid cohesion; maintenance of mitotic sister chromatid cohesion. Bases 222 to 1394 code for a protein of 390 amino acids.
GUGUUUCUACAUGGUCCUAUUUUGGCGUCGUACCUUACGUAGUUGCCGCACUUCCUUCCACUGACAGAAAUAGAGCGGGGAAAUUUGACAUGCACCGUGCCUAAAGUUACAUUAGUGUUUACUUAUUCAUUCCUUGGAAAACGUGUAGUUUGUUGCUGUUUGUUUGGCGAAUCAAUCUUUAAUCGACACACUAUCCGCUUAUCCUGCCGUCCUGAGCCAACAUGAGAACUUUAGAGGAGGUUCAGGCCACUCUGGAGAUCGCCAAGCUGAAAGAGGAGGAUCUGCAGAAAACGAUUCACUGCCUAUCCUUCGGGGAAAAUGUUUCAUCUGCAGACUACUGCCUGAUGGAGCUGGACGACACACUGCUCAAACACAUAGAAGCUGGCCAAAGUCUGGUGAUUCGAGGGGAUAAAGAUGAGCGUGCAGUCCUCUGCAGUGGUGACAAAACCUAUGACCUAAAGAUAGCCGACACAUCCAACAUGCUGCUGUUUCUGCCGGGAUGCAGAACACCAGACCAGCUAACUAACAGCCAGGAAAGCUCUCAUGUGGUGCACACUCAGAUCUGGGGAUUUUGUAACAGCUACUGGGAACUGAGGAAGCAGCGUCCGAAACUUAAGAAACUGAAGAAGCUCUUAAUGGAAAAUCCUUAUGAAGGACCUUCUUUAGGAGGACAGGAGGAGAAUACAGAACACAGGUACACAAUGCAGGAUCUGUUGGAGAGGAUUCAGGCCAGUGAAGAGGAGCUGAAGGCCCACUUAGAGGCCAUCCAUGCCUGUCAGAUAGAUGGAUACUGGCGCGCGCUGGACUUUGACUACGAGAUGAAGCUGCUCGGUCAUGUGACUCAGCUGGUGGAUUCUGAGUCAUGGUCCUUCGACAAGGUUCCCCUUAAAACGAGUCUGGAAGAGUUAGGUCCACUAGAGCCCAAAGAGAUGAUCGAGCACUGUUUGAACUGCUAUGGGAGACGCUAUACUGAAAACGAUGAAGUUUUUUAUGCGCUACAUGAGGAUAAAGUGUGUCAAGGAAUGGCGCUGCUGCUGCUGCAGAACGCUGUCAAGUUCAACCUGAGGGAGUUUCAGGAAGUCUGGCAGCAGAGCGUCCCAGACGGCAUGAGCACAAGACUGGAGCAGCUAAAGAGUGUCGCCCUGUUGGACCGCACCUCCCGUCCAGAGACCAUCUGCCUGCUGCGCGUGGAGGACCUCCCAGAGGACACACUCGAGCGCUUCAACCACCUCUUCACGCUCAGAGAGAAAUGGACAGAAGAUGACAUCACGCCAUACAUACAGGACCUGUGUGGAGAGAAACAGACCACUGGAGCCCUCCUGACCAAAUAUGCUCGAUCCUCAAUGCAAAAUGGCAUCAAGGUCUUCAACUCCAGAAGGCCUGUGGCUACGUGAACACGCCCUCUGUCCAAGAAUUGAACUCACUUUUGGAAAUUAUUAUGGUUACAUGUAUUCUCAGAGUGACUUUUGCAAUUGUCAAAAUUAUCUUCAUAUCAUUAUUGCCUUUAAAAUUGAGUGAUUAUAGGUAUUCAGCAGUCGACUGUCUUGCAGCGCUUCAGCUUUCUUGUAAGUGUAUGAUAAAAAUGCAAUAAAACACUCAAAAUUCAAAUGUUAGUACAUUUUUGUGACUAAAACAUUUAAGUUGUCUGUUGUUUGUCUGUUUAAAAAAGUACAUGUUGGUAAUAAAAUAAGUUUUCAUAAUUCUA